Molecule: messenger RNA, 727 nt
Organism: Dimorphilus gyrociliatus
Lineage: Eukaryota; Metazoa; Annelida; Polychaeta; Dinophilidae
Source: the annotation of a GenBank genome assembly
UAUGGAUGGAUUUCAAGCAGAAAGCCUGUUCUAUGAAAGCGAAGCUAUGGAAGCCGCUCGCUGUAGGAAUACGAAUAUUCAACGUCUUCUGUAUGCUAGGCUUGAAAAUUUGGACAGAGAAGAAAAGCUAAGAAAAGAGAACUUUUUUACAGAUUGGAAAAGAAUUGAUAGGGAAUUAAAAGUUUUAAAUCAGGAGAAGAGAGGUCUUUUCGCUGCAGAUACUCUCCCAAGAUUAACCAAAGAACCGGAUAUGUUUAUGUUUAUGCCAGCUAAUAGAGCUAGAUCCUUAACAAUGUUAGAAUUCGAUCAAAGAAUGAAGGAAAUUCGGCAACUACGAACGACAGAACGUUUAAAACAUGUAAGGCUAGCAACUCCGAAAUGGAAGAAAUCAGAUACAACAAAAAAUAUGUCUUUAUCUGUCGAAGAAGCGAUAGAAAAGGCCAACGGAGCAGAUAUCAAAAUUAGUCCUCCUCCAGAGGAACCAAAUCAGUGGGACAAUCAAUUUACAUUUCGCUAUCUUUCUGAUAGCAAAGUCAGGAGAAAGUUACUUGACGAUUGUACAGCUAGUCCUAGAAGGAUGGAUUAUAAGAAAAUGAAAAUUCAGCAAGAUUAUGAAAUGGAUAGAAGAGUUCGUCUUGUCAAAAGAUCAUUGGAUGCUAGUACCCUCAGAAUAAAUAGAGCGUCAAGUAGUGUAAGUUUACGCAGUAGCCAAUCAGAUUAUUAUUGA